CCACCGCUACAGUCGCAGCCGCCGCAGCCCCGGCCGCUGGGCAAGUCACUCCGAGCGGCUGCUUUCCGGGUGCCCCGACACGGACAGGGGGCGCCGCGCUCAGCUCGUUUUGCGCCAGAGCCAUGCCCGGCAGCCGCGUGUAACCGCCGAGCUUCGACCGCUGCGAGCCCACCUCGUGCACCGUCCCUCGCCCGAGCCGAGCUUUCUGUGCACGCAACUCUCUCGGCCCCCGCCGCCCCGCACCACCAUGCCCCGGGCGACUGCCUUUGGGGCCCCGGUGUCACUGCUGCUGCCGCUCCUGCUGCUGCUGCUGUUGCCGCUGCCCCGCGGCACUGGGGGGCUGGAGGAGCGCUUGGACGUCGCCUCGGACUAUUCGGCUCUGGAAGGCGAGGAGGGUGCGGAGCAGCAGCUGGAGCAUUACCACGACCCGUGCAAAGCCGCUGUCUUCUGGGGAGACAUUGCUUUGGAUGAAGAUGAUCUGAAGUUAUUUCACAUCGACAAGGCCCAAGACUGGACCAAGCCAUCAGUGGAGGAGUCGGGUCAUAGCACGGGUGGCCUUGAAGAGCAGCCAUCUGAGAGCUGGCCAAAUGCUACCGCCUUGAAUACCAGCAGCCAGGAAGCUAGAAAGGAUGGCAAGGAGGACAUCAUGCUUCUGCACAGCACUGGGACCUUGGAUGCCACAGCCAAGACCUUCUCUGCCCGGGUCCGAAGAGCCACAACUUCAAGAACAGAGAGGAUAUGGCCUGGAGGCGUCAUCCCCUAUGUCAUCGGAGGGAACUUCACUGGCAGCCAGAGGGCCAUUUUUAAGCAGGCCAUGAGACACUGGGAAAAGCACACCUGUGUGACCUUCAUAGAGAGGACGGACGAGGAAAGCUUUAUUGUUUUCAGUUACAGGAACUGUGGCUGUUGCUCCUAUGUUGGGCGUCGAGGAGGGGGACCCCAGGCCAUAUCCAUUGGCAAAAACUGUGACAAGUUUGGCAUCGUGGCUCACGAGCUGGGCCAUGUAGUUGGUUUCUGGCAUGAGCACACCCGGCCAGACAGAGAUCAGCAUGUCACCAUCAUCAGAGAAAACAUCCAGCCAGGUCAGGAGUAUAAUUUCUUAAAAAUGGAAGCUGGGGAAGUGAGCUCUCUGGGAGAGACCUACGACUUUGACAGCAUCAUGCACUACGCCCGGAACACCUUCUCAAGAGGAGUUUUCUUAGACACCAUCCUUCCCCGUCGGGAUGAUAAUGGCGUCAGGCCCACCAUUGGCCAGCGUGUGCGUCUCAGUCAGGGAGACAUAGCUCAAGCCCGGAAGCUGUACAAAUGCCCAGCAUGUGGGGAGACCCUGCAAGACACAACAGGAAACUUUUCUGCACCUGGUUUCCCAAACGGCUACCCUUCUUACUCUCACUGCAUCUGGAGGAUCUCUGUCACUCCAGGGGAAAAGAUCAUCCUGAACUUCACAUCCAUGGAUCUGUUUAAGAGCCGCCUGUGCUGGUAUGAUUACGUGGAAGUCCGGGAUGGUUACUGGAGAAAAGCCCCCCUCUUGGGUAGGUUUUGUGGCGAUAAAGUCCCAGAGCCCGUGGUCUCCACCGACAGCCGGCUCUGGGUAGAGUUCCGCAGCAGCAGCAACAUCCUGGGCAAAGGCUUCUUCGCAGUGUAUGAAGCUACCUGUGGAGGAGACAUUAACAAAGAUGCCGGCCAGAUUCAAUCUCCCAACUACCCAGAUGACUACAGGCCUUCCAAGGAAUGUGUGUGGAGGAUCACGGUUUCUGAGGGGUUCCACGUGGGACUUACCUUCCAAGCUUUCGAGAUCGAAAGGCACGACAGCUGCGCCUACGACUACCUGGAGAUCCGGGAUGGCCCCACGGAAGACAGCGCCCUGAUUGGACACUUCUGUGGCUAUGAGAAGCCCGAGGAUGUGAAAUCAAGCUCCAACAGACUGUGGAUGAAGUUUGUGUCCGAUGGUUCCAUCAACAAGGCGGGGUUUGCGGCCAAUUUUUUCAAGGAGGUGGAUGAAUGCUCCAGGCCUGAGCACGGUGGGUGCGAGCAGCGCUGUGUGAACACACUGGGCAGCUACAAGUGCGCCUGCGACCCCGGCUAUGAGCUGGCCACGGACAAGAAGACAUGUGAAGUGGCCUGUGGCGGUUUCAUUACCAAGCUGAACGGAACCAUCACCAGCCCUGGGUGGCCCAAGGAGUAUCCCACAAAUAAAAACUGUGUCUGGCAGGUGGUGGCCCCUGUUCAGUACCGCAUCUCCCUGCAGUUUGAAGUGUUUGAACUGGAAGGCAAUGACGUCUGCAAGUAUGACUUUGUGGAGGUACGCAGUGGCCUGUCCCCUGACGCCAGGCUGCAUGGCAAGUUCUGUGGCUCAGAGACACCCGAGGUCAUCACCUCGCAGAGCAACAACAUGCGCGUGGAGUUCAAGUCUGACAACACCGUCUCCAAACGCGGCUUCAGGGCCCACUUCUUCUCAGACAAGGACGAGUGCGCCAAGGACAAUGGUGGCUGCCAGCAUGAGUGUGUCAACACGUUUGGGAGCUACUUGUGCAGGUGCAGGAGCGGCUACCGGCUGCAUGAGAACGGACACGACUGUAAAGAGGCUGGCUGUGCGCACAAGAUCAGCAGUGCAGAGGGGACCCUGGCAAGCCCCAACUGGCCUGAUAAAUACCCCAGCCGGAGGGAGUGUACCUGGAACAUCUCUUCAACUGCAGGCCACAGGGUGAAACUCACAUUCAAUGAGUUUGAGAUCGAGCAGCACCAGGAAUGUGCCUAUGACCACCUGGAGAUGUACGAUGGGCCCGACACCCUGGCCCCCAUCCUGGGCCGCUUCUGCGGCAGCAAAAAACCAGACCCCGUGGUGGCUUCCGGAAGCAGCCUAUUUCUCAGGUUUUAUUCGGAUGCCUCGGUGCAGAGGAAAGGCUUCCAGGCAGCAUACAGCACAGAGUGUGGGGGCAGGCUGAAGGCCGAAGUGCAGACCAAAGAGCUGUAUUCCCAUGCCCAGUUUGGGGACAACAACUACCCAAGCCAGGCCCACUGUGACUGGGUGAUCGUGGCAGAGGACGGCUACGGCGUGGAGCUGAUAUUCCGGACCUUUGAGGUGGAGGAGGAGGCCGACUGUGGCUAUGACUACAUGGAGGCCUACGACGGCUACGACAGCUCAGCACCCAGGCUCGGCCGCUUCUGUGGCUCAGGGCCACUGGAAGAGAUCUACUCUGCAGGGGAUUCCUUGAUGAUUCGCUUCCACACGGAUGACACCAUCAACAAGAAAGGCUUUCAUGCUCGAUAUACCAGCACCAAGUUCCAGGAUGCCCUGCACAUGAAGAAAUAAUGCCCACGUCCUCGAAAGAUAGGAACUGAGAAUGUUCUUACAACAGCAGCACCUGGCAAAUCAGCCCUAAAACAGUGUACAGUAUUUUUUUCAAGCAAAAACUCAAAAUCCAGUCUUGAAGGUCUAUAUUUGGAUGAAGCCCCACAUGCAUGUUUGGCCCAGGAGGAGAGAUGUCCCUCUGGUUCCAGUGACAGUGUUGUCAGUGGUGGGCCUCUGGAGAUGAAGGCCUGAAGUCCACUCAAGCUGUGCUUCUUCCUGCUCGCUCUCCUUCCCUUGCUCCUGGGGGGGGGGCAAGAGGCCAGCCAUGGGGUUGGUCAGCCCUCUUCCUCCUGCUUCCAUAGGUGCCAGGAAAUGUGACCAAAUCCUGGAGACGUAGGUUACGCUGAGCAGUGAGAAUAAAAGCUUGGCUGACUUGUUACAGCUUUGGCUGGAAACUUUCUCCUUCUCUCCAACAGAGACAUGUCGACCAGGAAACCUGAAAAGGUAGACAUCCAGGGAAAAGAGACAUCACCACAAGUAGCACACACAAGAGCUCUGAGCACCAGCAUUAUCAUCGCUAAGGUGGAAGACCUCAGGCAUGGCCCUCCCUGCCCCCUCUAGGCUUCUCCAUCCCUCAUUGCACUAAGGGGCCAUAGCAUCCACUAAACUCCAGCAGAACAUUUGCCAGGGAGAAUUCUUAGUUUGCCAAGAAUAAAACAUCCUGGCUCAUUCUGAUAGUCCCUCAAUCCCUGACUUGAGGAUCCCCAUCUGUGCUUGGGGGGAGGUCCUUGGGCCUGGAAGACCCUGCAGCUAUGGAAACAUGCGCUGCUGUGAACCUUGACUCCCUGACAGCAGGUUCAAACCGCACCUGCAAGACGUGCAAAGACAUCUCAGGAGGGGCCCGUUCAGGUCCCUCUCGGGUGAACACUGUGGAAAACUGGUUCAUUCUGUUAUGUAAGAAUCAUCACCUGGUGGAACAAGUCCACUUGUGACCAAUCUCCUGUAAUCAGACAGGUUCAAGAGUAUGCUGAUGACUUUUCUCAGAUGAACUAGCAUCCGAUCAAUGGAACGCUAGCAUCCGGUCGACUUGCAAUCAGGAUUCACAACACGCGGCACUUGUUCUAGGGACGUGUGGGGGAUGAUGUUUACAUGAUUUUAGCACCUCAAGGUAUAAUUUAAACAGUGAUGUAGUUUUGAAUGGCAUUUCAUUAAGGCAUCUAUGGGCAUUAUGAGCUAAAAGCUGUGGUAUGUUAGCUUUAAAAGAGUAUUUAUGUUGGAAUGAUUUUAAAAUAAUGUUUACAUUGACAGUAAGUCCUGUUUGGCUGGUGUUGAAAACAGGGCGGCCCCUGAGAGUACUUCCACUCAGAGCCAAGAGGCUCCCCAGCCCUGGAAUUCCUUUGGGAUCAAUCAUUGUUUUUGAACACAGUAUUUGUAAAACACUAGAGGUUCUAUUUUUAAAAGAUCAGGAUAUGCCGCCAGAAGAUGAUGUUCCAUUAAAUGAUGGCUGGGAGUAAAAACUCGAAUAAUACAAAGAAGAGUAAAAGAAGUGCAGGGGAAUACUUUUUUUUCCCCUUAAAACAGAAAGAAAUCAAAUUAUUAUUAUUAAUAAUAAUAUAUGUCUGUAUAUAUGUAAGUAUAUAAAGGAUCAGCUGUCAAAGCCUUAAUCAAUGCAGUGUGAAGAAUGCCCACCCCCUAGUGGAGCUUUGUUGUACAGGCCCCCGUGCUGUCACCAAGCUCUCCUCUGGCUUUCCUUGGCCCUGGACUGAGUUUCAGCCUCCAUUCUCACAUCUUGGUAGAUGGCAGACCCUGCCCAGGAUGAACUUUGAGGUGACCAAUGGAGUCCCUCUUCUCACGGUUCAGACCCCUCCUGCCUGUUCUGGUGGGUUCUGCUGCUCAGAUCUGUGGAUCGUCUGAGGUUGAUUUUGUCCCAUUUUGUCUGUCAACACUGAAACUGAAAUCAGAAUGCAUAAGGAGGACGCUAAGGGUCUCUCUCCAAGGAGAUGAGAAUUCUGCAUUUUUAACCUUGAGAAGUUUUAAGUAAGAUGAUGGGAUUCCACGGAGAAGUGGGAGGGAGGGAGAAACAGAGCUGGUUUCAGCAUUGGGCACCCUGGUGACACACUGAUGAUUCAUUGCUUUAGUGUGAAUGUUUCCAAAAGUACACGACUCCAACCACUGUCACCGUGUGGCCAAUUCACAACAAUGGGGCCCUUAUGAAAACCUUUAUUUAGGCCUGUGAGUGACGUAGACCCAGAAGACAAGCUCUGAUUCAGCUGGGGCUGGACAGGCCCCUCCUCUGGAAGCCUGCACCCUUGGUGAUCUACGCAGGACACAGUCCUGCAAAGAGCAGAAAGACCCAGGCCCCUGCACGGGCUCUUCCAGUUGCUCAGCAACCUGCCUGCCGAUGUCUCUGGAAGUGGAGGAAGGAGCCAGAGGAUGACCCUUCAUCUUGCUUUGUCCUUUAACUGGGUGCCAUGCCUUGGGUGACACAGAGCUUCAAGACUAGAGAAUUAACUUCAAACAAAGGACCUGAUGGAGUUUGGGGUCUGGGUCUCCAGCCUGGUCUAAUUUUAGUGUAAUCAGAGCUCACAGAAGCCAGGGCCUGCAGCCUAGAGCAGGAGAAGGGUCUCAGUUUAACAUCAAACAGAGGGGGCAAGGCUGUGUACUGAUUCACUAUUUUCUCUAUUUUCCUCUAAAGUUUCCAUUUCUGUUUUACUACUUCCCUCAAAAGUGUCAUAGAAUCCACAAAUGGCUCAGCCUGUUUAAAUUAUUUGUUAAAUAUGGGCUAACUGGCAGAUUCACAUAGGAAUUUACCAUCCACCUGAUCCGUUCGAUAAUUCCUGGUAUUGUUAGUACUCAGUUUGGGAACAAACGUUCCUUCGGCUUCAGCAGAUGUUUUCAAGGUUUUUCUUUAUAGACCGAACUUCUGAAAAAUAAUCCCAGAUGCCUCAAAGGUUUCUUUAAAAAAAAAUUAAAGCAUUAUCUAUAAAUGUAUGGGUAUUUUUUAUUUUGAGUAACUUUACAUUUCAGGAAAUGAUGUCAAAGAGAAUGUGUGUGUGGAGGGGGGAGCUAACAUACAUCUGUUUAGAAAGGAUGCCUCAUUAAACGAUGUGGAUUUA
Molecule: messenger RNA, 6408 nt
Organism: Ictidomys tridecemlineatus (thirteen-lined ground squirrel)
Lineage: Eukaryota; Metazoa; Chordata; Mammalia; Rodentia; Sciuridae
Gene: Tll2
Product: tolloid like 2
Biological process (GO): proteolysis
Molecular function (GO): metalloendopeptidase activity; calcium ion binding; zinc ion binding
Source: RefSeq, a predicted model, not a curated record